AUGACUUCCAUCCUACUACUGAGUAGGGAAAACAAGUCAAAAAGAGGAGGACUGGUCCGAUGCGUAGGAAUGUUGGGUCGGGAUUGGACAUGCAUCGGACUGUCGGAAAGUUAUCAUGCAUACACAGCAAUAGACGCACGCCGAGCAGAGAUUCAUGUCGAACAAUUCGCUUACCAGGACAUCAUCAAACACAUCGCAACUGGAGGCUACUGGUACAAUCCAAAUGUCAAGAAAUGGAUUCACGGAGGAGAGCAGGUCAUAUCUUAUCUUGGCAAGCACCCAGAACGAGCCCACCUUCUUGGUAUAUCGAGUAUCAUUUGCGAACCCCUACUGCCUGGCUCUGGAAACACUGAGACCAGUCAUGAACGCAACCGGGAAAGCACAAAGAGCAGAGGCAGUCAAAUGGAGCGAUACUCGCUGCGCAAAGAUCCUUGGAACUACUCACUUGAGUACUUCUUACUAUUGUGGCAAAUCGCUUGUGACGAGCACAGGAGAACAGGCUGGCCUGGACAGUCAUGUCAUUUUCCGAAGAUCAGGAAAGAUGUCUAUUGGACGUAUCUGCGAAAUUCUUAUAUCGCUGGACACCGGUACAACCGUGGAACAAGUCUCAUUGCAGCACUUUUCAUUUGGACCUGCAUUACAUCCUUCACUUUUUCUACCAUGUCUACAACUUAUGGAUGA
Molecule: messenger RNA, 681 nt
Organism: Suillus bovinus
Lineage: Eukaryota; Fungi; Basidiomycota; Agaricomycetes; Boletales; Suillaceae
Exons: 6
Coding region: 1-681 (226 amino acids)
Source: RefSeq, a predicted model, not a curated record